This is a messenger RNA of Rotaria sp. Silwood1, 1200 nucleotides long. The record is from the annotation of a GenBank genome assembly. NCBI's taxonomy places the organism in Eukaryota, Metazoa, Rotifera, Eurotatoria, Philodinida, Philodinidae.
AUGGACUCCAGUCAAGAUUCAUGGCAAAAUAUUUGUGAACGUCAAUGUAAUGAAGAUCCAUAUUCGAAUGAUGGCACAAUGAUCUUUCCACUUUUUCAUUUCAUUCUACUAUUUAAUUCACAAUCAUUGAAGAAUGACGAUUGUUUUCAUUUAUUACUCUUUACAAAUCAUUGUGCCUUCGAUGGUCGAAGUGGAUUCGUUCUUAUCAAUGACUUCUUAACUUUGGCAACAUCAUCAGAUUUGAAUCCCAUAGCUGAACCACUCAAUCUUGAUAUUCUUCCAUUGAUGAAUGAUUUGAUUCCUCGACCAUUUGGUCCUCUUUAUCCAAUAUUGACGUUUCUCGCUAAACGCCUCAUUAGAAGUGAAUUUAGAAAGUUAACUCGACCACGAAUCCCAAUCAAACUCUAUCCACUGCCAGAUAGUCAAUCGAAAAAAUUUCAUGUACCACGAUAUUACACGAAGUUUCUUUUUUCUUCAAGCUCUGUCGAUCUCUAUGAUUGUCUACACAAACAAUGUCGACUACGCGAACUCACAUUAAAUGGUCCACUCUAUGCAUGUCUCUUAUUGGCUAUUCAUUAUUGCUUUCCUCUGAAAGAUAAUAUUCGAUUGCAACCAUUUGCGAUUGGUGCUGCUUUCGAUAUGCGUUCACGUCUACCUAGGUCGCCCUUAACAAAGUCAUCUGUUGGACUCUUUAUUGGCGUUAGCGAAAUAGAACUUCGUCGGUCACUUUCGAUACGAUCUACUCGAUUUUGGUCUUUAGCGAAGAAAUGUAUGAUAAAUACUCGAAAUCAAUUGAAACGCAACGGCGUUCCAUUGAUCAUGAAUAUUUUGACUGACCUUGCUAGCAAUGAACAGAGUUUUCAACGAUUUACUCGAGAUUUCCCUGAUGGACGUCACUCGGAAUUGGCCUUCUCGAACAUUGGAAAAUAUCCAUUUGCGUGUGAUUACAGUAAAGGAGAAAUUCGCUUGCAUGGUUUACAUGUAAUAAACAAUAACAGUGUAUAUCGCACGUCGACAGUGGUAUUUGUUACAUGUGCCGGUGAUGGUCAGUUGGAUGUGUCCUUAUCUCAUGAAAUAGAUAGUGACGAAAGAGCUAAGCAAUUUCUCGACUUCUAUAUGCGUCUCAUUGAAACAUGUGCCAAUGAAAAACUUUGUCGUGAAGAAACAACCCUCACUGACAUUUUGCAAUCUGCUCAGUAG